AUGAUUUAUGAUAUGGUUGCUGAAAGAAAUGUGAAAAGGCUCGUAGAAACAAGAAGUAGUCCUGUGCAGGUUGAUGGCGAAUAUUUACCUGCGGGAGCUGUCUUAGAACAGCAGGCAGAUAUGAAGGGUCUCGUGUUUAUAAUUAUCAUACAAUUGAUCCAAGUUCAUCUGCUUGAAUGUGAGCAAAAGCAAACAGCUGAAAAAACACAAAAUUAUGCGGGUUAUUCAGUGUUCAGAAUGGUGCCAGUGGAUGACGAGGACUUGGAAAACCUCAGAGCUCUCUUGGACAAAGAAGACUGGAAGCUAGAUUUCUGGAAAGAGCCGACUGUUGUGAAUCAAGCAGUGGACAUCAUGGUCCCGCCUGAGAAAAUACCUUUUAUGGAACACUAUUUGAUCGACAAAAAGAUCCCCAGGACUAUGCUCAUGUAUGAUGUAGAAAAAUACAUAUUGAAAGAACGAAUGGACAUGGCCAUGCCGUCCUUUCUGACAGGGCGUGAUAGUAAUGCCUUCUUCACCAGCUACAAACGGUUAGACGAGAUUCAUAAAUAUUUGGAUGAAAUUGUGGACAGAAAUCCCAACAUAUCUUCCAUCAUUUCCAUAGGAAAAUCAUCUGAAGGAAGAGAUUUGAAAGCUAUUAAAAUAGGCUCCAAAUCUUCAACAGUAUCAAAACCUGCAAUAUGGAUCGAUGGCGGCAUUCAUGCUCGAGAAUGGAUCAGUCCAGCAACAGUCACUUACAUUGCGCACAGUCUCGUUUCCGAAUACGAUGGACACGAAGAUGUAAAAGAGUUGGUUGAUUAUUUCGAUUGGUACAUCUUACCUGUGGUCAAUCCAGAUGGUUACGUGUAUAGUCAUUCCAUAAACAGAAUGUGGCGAAAAUCCAGGAGAGGCAUGAUGUUGUUUUGUCGAGGUGUUGAUCUUAAUAGAAAUUUUGCAUUUCAUUGGAAAGAGGGUGGCUCUAGCAGCAGUCCUUGCAGCGAAACAUACGCAGGUUUCACAGCAUUUUCAGAACCAGAAACCAAAGCCAUCUCUGAUUACAUUUUUACCCAGAAAGAAAAGUUCGUCGCCUAUUUGGCAGUCCAUUCUUACUCUCAGCUGUGGCUCACACCUUGGGGGUGGACAACCGAGCUUCCAGACGAUUAUAACCAAAUGGUAGCAGUAGCCCAAGAAGCUACGAAAGCCCUCUCUGAAGUUCAUGGCACACAGUACAGGAUUGGUUCCUCAACAAAUGUUUUAUAUAAAGCUACAGGUGGAGCAGACGACUGGGCCUAUGGUGCUGCAGGAAUAAAAUACUCUUAUACUUUAGAGCUGAGAGACAAAGGCAGACAUGGUUUCCUCCUACCCGCGGAACAGAUUCUACCAACUGGAGAGGAGACUUGGGCUGGCAUAAAAGCUAUGGCAAAAGCUAUUAAAAAGCAGAUGUAGAAACAUAACAGUGAUUUUCAUUCAAUUCCACUUUAUUCAUUUUGAUAUUUAAUAACCUUUCUCAU
This is a messenger RNA of Argiope bruennichi, 1487 nucleotides long. RefSeq names its product carboxypeptidase B-like. NCBI's taxonomy places the organism in Eukaryota, Metazoa, Arthropoda, Arachnida, Araneae, Araneidae. The record is from RefSeq and is a predicted model, not a curated record. Gene Ontology annotation, molecular function: metallocarboxypeptidase activity; zinc ion binding. The coding region runs from base 1 to 1422 and encodes 473 amino acids. The transcript has 12 exons. Gene Ontology annotation, biological process: proteolysis.